Molecule: messenger RNA, 4780 nt
Organism: Harmonia axyridis
Lineage: Eukaryota; Metazoa; Arthropoda; Insecta; Coleoptera; Coccinellidae
Product: rho GTPase-activating protein 92B-like
Exons: 5
Coding region: 318-3197 (959 amino acids)
Biological process (GO): regulation of actin cytoskeleton organization; signal transduction; regulation of Rac protein signal transduction
Cellular component (GO): cytoplasm; intracellular anatomical structure
Molecular function (GO): protein binding; GTPase activator activity
Source: RefSeq, a predicted model, not a curated record
UUCGAUAGUACUGUCACUUUCUGACACCGAUCUUGUUUCUUUCAGUGGGUCGAGCCCUAGUUUUUGUAAUUUACGAUAAAAUAUCCAUAAGACCUUUUUUUAUAGUACCUAAGCAUCAUAUAAUCACAAAUUGACGCAGGAUGUUAGAAGAAUUUGAAAGAUUAAAAUAUUGUGUCUUCUGAUUUGAAAUGGAAAGUGAUCUUCUCCCAGCAAGAACAUUUGGGAAUAUUCGCAACAUCGGAACUACAACAAAUGCUAUUGUAAACGCUCAAUUUAAUUAAUCCCAUUUAGGAUUUGAAAACAAAUUUGCAUACAACAUGAAGAAGCAAUUUUUUCGUGUAAAACAGCUGGCUGAUCAAACAUUCCUUAAAGCCGAGAAAUCAAAAACUCUCAGUGAUGAAGAACUUCAAAUUGCUGAUCACAAAGUUGAGUAUUUACGAAGUGCAUUGAUGGCAAUAAAUAAAAAGUUACCUCCCAGUGGACCGAAUAUAGAUGUUGACAAAAGAGCAAAAAAGUGCUUGGAAUACCAACUUGGUACUAUCUUUCUCGAACAAAGCUAUAAAAAAAAAGAAAAUGAGAUAUUUGAUGGAUAUGCAGAAUGCAAGUUAUUUCAAGAUAUAAUAAGAGAAGCAGGAAAUAUAGAACAACAAUUAGCCAAGGAAUAUGCAGAACAUGAAAUUAAAGUUGAAGAUUUGAUCAGCAUACCGAUUCAAAAAUUGAUCGAUACAGAAUUUCCAAGCAUUUCAAAGUAUAAAAGGAGCUUAUCCAAGUAUUCAUUAGAUAAAGAUUCGACAAAUAGUAGAUACCAAGCUACUAAAAAAGAAGCAUUGAGAGAUGAAUUGGAGGAAGCAGAUGUGAAAGUAGAACAAUGUCGAGAUGUCCUUGCUGUUGAAAUGUUCAACCUUUUAGCUAAAGAGAACGAAUUUGCAUCAUACAUAUUACAGCUUCUCAAGCUUCAGAGAGGAUAUCAUGAGAGUGCCUUAAAUAAUUUGCAGAGUAUUAUACCUAUGUUGGAGAAAAAAAUAGGUCACAGUUGUGUUAAGAGAGUUUUUGGAAUACCACUCAAAGAGCAUUUAGCUGUAACUGGAAAAUAUGUUGCUUACCCCCUGGAGAUCUGUAUCGCAGCAUUGACAGAAAUCGGCAUGUUUGAAGAAGGGCUCUUCAGACUGACAGGUAGCAUGACGAAGGUGAAGAGAUUCAAGGCUUCAAUAGACUCCGGAUGUUUUUGCGGAAUAAUUCCAGAAUAUCGUGAUGUCCAUGUGAUUGCUAGUGUUUUAAAAUUAUACCUUAGGGAAUUACCAGAACCACUUCUAACUUAUAGUCUAUACAAUGAGUGGAUGCAAGUUCUUAAUCAGCCGGAAAACCAAAGGGUAGACUACGUUAAGAAAAUUCUCAAUAAGUUACCUAAAGAGAACAUGGCAAACUUAACUUAUUUAAUUCAGUUCCUCGGAAAACUCUCCCAUAACACUGUCAAUAGAAUGAGCUCUUCAAACAUUGCUAUUGUAAUGUCACCGAAUUUGUUGUGGUGUCAGAAUGACGAAGCGAAUCUAAUUAUGGGAAAUUGUGCAACUACGAAUGUCCUUGUAGAGUUAUUCAUCAAAGAAGUGGACGUACUGUUCACCGACAAUGUGUCCCAGUAUGUCACGCCCAUGAAUUUAUUCAUCGAAGACGAGAAGUCUAUGAAAACAGACGGUGAACAUCACAGUGAUUUGAAUACAAGCUCGGAAAAUAUUUUGAUAACAGAUAGUCCACGGCCCAACACUAGGAAGAAGAAAGCUGCGCCUGUACCUCCGAAUCCUUCUUUCAGAACCGAUAACGAUCUUCCGAUAGACCGUGCAUCCUUAUCAUCUUCUUAUCCCUCAGGGAGUGCGACGUUAUCUAGGAAACCAAAGGAGAAUAAACCGAAAAUUACUAUUGGUACCAAUACUGACGGUAAUUCGAAUCUAUCUCGCAGGGCUAGUUUUCAUCAAGACGAUAAAAAAUCUUUGAAGAACUGUCCGGAAAGUAGAGAGCCUUUACUAGUCAAUAAUGUAGAACAUAAAAUCGUCCCUAUACCAAAUGCUAAUAUCCACGUUUCGAAAGCUGAAAGUGUUCAGGCCCCCGUACCACAAGUUGCGAAUGAAGAAAAGAAAUUCAAGACGACCAUCACACAUACAGUGAACAACCCCAGUGACAAUAAACCAGUAGCAGCUCCUAGAAGUUUCGUAGAAACCAGUGAGAAGAACCAUUCUGUAAAUCGAACUCCCUCCGUGCGUAGUUCUGUAAGAAACGACUCCAUUUCUGAAGAAGUUCAACUCCGACGUCCUGAAGUUGUUAAACCCGAAAUUCCUGCUCGUCCGGCUUCGUUGCAGCAAAAACGAUCAUCUUUCGAACUCCUAAUUGAUCCUAGCGUUCAAAAAACCCAGUGUUCUGUCUACUCGGUCGCCAAUAAACAACAUCCGAGUUUUGUGAAUAUUCAGAAUAGGGGCGAAAAGUAUCAAUUGGGUCACGAUAGUCAAAUAGCGGAAAAGGAGAAAUUUUUGGGGCACCAACCUUCUGAUAAGGAGACUCGGACCCCAUUGCCUAGAACGAAGUUGUCAGAGUUCACCCCAGACAAACCACCAAGUGGUGCUUCUGACAGAAACUCUAUAACAAGUAUAUCUGAGAAAUUCUUGAAUUACGAAAGGCAGUUAAAAAAUCCCGAAAAACCUUCGAUAUCAGAGAAACCUCAUUUUGUAACGGAGAAAAUUCAAGUUAUUUCCGAAAAGAUUAAUACAAACAAUGAAAAAGACGAUUUUGAGUCCGAGGUAGACAACUCACAAAAGGCAGCUGAAGAUAGAAGAAAAGUUCAGUCAUUGGUAGCGGAUAGGAGUUCGAAGUUUACAGAAAGGCUGAAUAAUUUACCGGAGAAGCCAGGUCUUCCUCCCAAAAGCCUCUCCAAGUCUUUAGUUGAUCGAUCGAAUAGUGGUAGAUCUAAUCUCAAAUUGAAAUCAGUCAAAUCGAAUGAGAAACUGAACGAGAUAUCGAAUGGGAGCGAUCAAAGGAAAUCUAGUCACAGUAGGACGCGGUCUGAUGGUAAUCUUAUCGAUUUGAAAGGGGAUUCUCCGCUCUCCCCUCUAACCCCCAUAUCCCCCCGUGGUUUGAGUAAGCCUACUCAGCCUCCGCCACCCCCUCCAAUUCAAGCGAAAAAAGCAGAUAGUGAUAGUACUAAUUUGUAAAUUUGUAUGUAUUUUAUAGAAUAUUUUUGUCUAGUGAUAAUCCGUGAUUUAAUAUUGAUGCUGAAUGGCUUUUCAAACAGAUAAUUGCAAGGAUUCCAGAAAAUUCCUCAAGUAACAACAAUUUUUCAAUAUUAUAGCUGAGAACUGAAAUGUAAAACUAGUACCGAUCAAAAUUUGACAGGAACGAUUCAGCUAAUGACAUCUUAAGUUUGAUUUUGGCUUGUAUUUAGAUCCCUUUAUGUCUUUUUAGGCUCAUUAUGACUUCAAACCUUCAAAAAAAAUUAAAAAGAGUGAAAAAAUUUUUUUUGAGAACAAUUUCUAAUUUUAUAUUCUACCCUCAUCAAGCUGAUUCCAAGAGCCUUUUCGAAUUUAUUCAUUUGAUGGUUGGAGUAUAACUGUUGUUAAUUAUUGAUCAACAAAGCAUCCAUCUUACAAUUUUUAAUCUGAAUCUUCUCCGAGUCAAAAUUUGGUUGGCUCACCUGUAUAUUAGAUAAAAACUCCAUUGUGCCAUAAAAAUAGUAUCAUAAACUGUAACGAAGAUUUUCAAAACAUCAUCUCCUGAAUAUCUAUUAUCAUGUGUAAAUAUUAUUAUCAGACAAAAUACUUCAUAUGGAAUUCAUUUCAAAUUCCUAAUUUUUUACAAGAAUGCAUUUCAUUGACCAAAAUCGAUGUACUAUCAUAUCUUCAUUAAUCUCUCAGUUCAAAUGUGAAUUUGCGAAUGUUGAAAAUACUAUUUUCCGGUAUUAUCCUCUUCCUUUUGAUAGUGGAUGUGAAUUAUAAUUCAAGUUGUACGAAGUUUGUAUCAACCUCAAAUCAUGAGGUUGAUUAUCAAACUGUAAGUUGCUGAAAUCAUCAAAUAUUCCCCCAGCUUUUUCAUUUCAGAAUUGUAUGUUUGUGAGUUUCUUGAGAAUUUUUGUGAUUCUUGUUUCAUGAGAAUUAAAUUUGUGACAAUUAUCUGUGAGAGCAAUAUGCACAAAGUUGCUGCUGUGAAUUCUAAUUGCAAAGUUCUGAGGUAAAAAUCUAAUUUUACUAUUUCAGAAGAGGCUUUGUAUAUUUCGUACUAUCAAAAAAGUCGACUGAUAAGAAAUCAAAAGAAAAAAAUUAAAAAAAUUGUUUCUUUGAAGUAGACAAUUGUUGAAAAAAUAUGUUUCGAAUGUUUUUAUUACUAAAGUUUAUUUAAACCAGAUAUUUUUAAAACUAAUUCACUUUAAGUUUGAAAGGAUAUAUAUUUUUAUUUCAUUGCUUUCAUCUAUUCAUCCAAAGAUUGUAUUCUUCGACUUUAUUGUGAAACUAUUAAUUUUGUAUGUGAUAUGUUCGUUGCUCAUAUGUAUUUUUGAAGACAGUCAUGACACAUUUAAAUAAAAGCAUUUUUAUGAAAAUUAAUAUUAAGGGCAUUGAUUUUUAUAUAUUCAUCAUCUAUUUUUUUACAUAUCUUGAUAGAGAGAUAUAAUCUUUGGAAAUAUAUCUGUGCUUCAAUAUCAUUUUUACGUAUAAAGAACCUCAAGGUAUUUUAAAAUGAAAAGUUGUCUUUUUCUGUUCCUCUUUAACAAAUGCUUUUUACAUAAUAAAUUUUAUUCUUUCCA